Molecule: messenger RNA, 1435 nt
Organism: Castor canadensis (American beaver)
Lineage: Eukaryota; Metazoa; Chordata; Mammalia; Rodentia; Castoridae
Source: RefSeq, a predicted model, not a curated record
CAUUUCCUCCGCAUCCACACACCUCAAAGGGGUACAAGUCCUUCCCUUAGCUUCAGAGAGUCCGCCUGACCGCCAGACCUUCUGCGGUCCCGCUAGCUCUAGCUCCGCCAGGGUGGUGGGUGGUGCUCGCACCGCCCCCACCUUCCCCUGGGGCCGCGGAGAGCCGCGCGCUGGGCAUGUGCGCGCGCGCACGGGCUUGGUAGGGAAAUCUUCCCUGGAAGCUGCCGAGUGUUGCUGGCGGAGAGUAUCCUGGGGCAAAAGCCUCCAAAGCACUAGGGCUUCCUUAAACAGAGUGAAAGAAAAAACGAGAAGGGAAACCGUUCCCGAAGGCCGGGGUUUCCAGUGGUCUUGGAUCCUCCCGGCGCUGGGUAGAGGCGCAGUUGGCAGCAGCGGCUGCUGACACCCGGACUUAGAAAGACGGCUUUCCCCUCUUCCGGGAGGAGGGAGGUGAGGGACUUGCAGACAAGAGUUGCACCUGGUCUAGGAACCUGCAGAGAGAACUCUGGGGAAGAGAACGGCCCCGAGCGGAGCAGAGCACAGCAGCCACCCUCUGACCAUGCCCCGGUGAGGGGGGCGGACUUCGAGGGCAACUUGUCGCGGACUGCCUGGGUUUAGCCAGGGAACUCUACCAGCUGCCGGGAGCCCGGAACUGCACCGCGCGGCCCGGCGGGGGGCUAUCGUCUAUGUCUUCUUGGGGCGCCAGGAGGAUCGGGGUCUUGGUUUUGCAGAAAGAGCCCAGCGCUGGUGGCUUCAGGUGGCUGCCGUCGCCACCACCGCUGUUAGUGCUGUUCCCACCGCUGGUGCGAGGAGCAGGGACACGCGAGCCGGGAGACCUCCGAGGCCGCGAGGCAUCGGACAUGUGUCAGCACAUCUGGGGCGCACAUCCGUCGAGCCCGAGGGGAGAUUUGCCGGAACACUUCAAACUGCGAUAUUGAUCUUGGGGGGUGACUGUCCCUGGCUGGCUGCCGGGUGGGAGUGCGAGUGUGGGCUCGCUUGGGAGUGUGUGCGUGUGUGUAUGUGUGUGUGCCGUGUUGGGCUUCCCCCUUCCCCCUGUUUUCCCGUCGAGUGAUGCACUUGGAAUGAGAAUCAGAGGAUGGAAAUAGUCUGGGAGGUGCUUUUUCUUCUUCAAGCCAAUUUCAUCGUCUGCAUAUCAGCUCAACAGAAUUCACCAAAAAUCCAUGAAGGCUGGUGGGCAUACAAGGAGGUGGUCCAGGGAAGCUUUGUUCCAGUUCCUUCUUUCUGGGGAUUGGUGAACUCAGCUUGGAAUCUUUGCUCUGUGGGGAAACGGCAGUCACCAGUCAACAUAGAGACAAGUCACAUGAUCUUUGAUCCCUUUCUGACGCCCCUUCGCAUCAACACUGGGGGCAGGAAGGUAAGCUGCCAUGUUGCUUCCAUCAUGAAAUUGAAGACAGGUGAUGCUAAUUCUGAAAACUGA